UACUUAACUGUUAUAGUUAAUCUAUAGUUCAGUUUGACGUAAGAUUGGGCACUUGUGCAAUAAAUAAUUACGACCGACAAAAACAUUUAUCGAUUCUGAAAAUUUGAGACUAGAGGUCUCUUGUAACUUCUUCAAGUUAAAUCUUCUAUAAAAAAAUAUAAUGGCCCUUCCACGCGUGCUUGCCUCUCGCCUUAUGCAACAAACAGUGCGUCGCUACCACGGAGACCACUCCUUCAAGCCCCCCUCCAUGGACGAGCUGCCCGUCCCCCGCGGCUCCUGGCAGGCCAAGUACGACGCUGACCAGAGGAAAUACAACUCUAUCCUCGCUUUUGGCAUUGCUUUCACUGUAUUCUCCAUUGGCCUUGCCAAGGGCUCCGGUCUCCUGUACCUGAACUACGCUCCUCCCAAAUCCAUUGAUUAAACAGUUUCCACACACAUUAUGUUUAUUGUUAGUGAAAUAAAACUAUAGUAUUUAAAAA
Messenger RNA from Colias croceus (clouded yellow), 479 nucleotides. RefSeq lists its product as uncharacterized. The coding region runs from base 161 to 421 and encodes 86 amino acids. NCBI's taxonomy places the organism in Eukaryota, Metazoa, Arthropoda, Insecta, Lepidoptera, Pieridae. The transcript is spliced from 3 exons. The record is from RefSeq and is a predicted model, not a curated record.